GAACCAGCCCGCCAUGGUUCCGGCACGCAGGUUGUUUAUCUGGGUUCGGUUCGGUUCUGUUGACCCAAACUGGUCCAGAACUUUUCUUUUAGCUUCAGUUCCGAACUUUAACAAAGUCAAACCCCCCGAACUACAGACGGGAUUACUGGGCCACGCCCCCAGGUUCGGAACCUGAGGUGGGUUUUUACAGCAGAACCUUUUCCAGAACCACGGGACCCAGAAGGUUCUCCUCCAGAACCUCCUGGUGUUUGGGCCCAGAACUGAUCCAGACAGACAGAUGAACUGGAACCGCAGGAUCCGGGUUCUGGUUCUGAUCAGAACCUGGUUAACGGAUCAGAACUCUGGGAUUACUUUGUUUACAUGUUGACCCGGUAAAUCACCAGAACUCCAGGUUCUGGGUUAGGGUUAGGCUAACCCGACCCCUCGGUGACCCCUCAGUGACCCCAGGUCAUGUGACCGACGUCCUGCUGGUUAAACGAGUUAAAGAACUGAAGACCCGACCCGACCGGUUCUGAGACUCCAGAACAUUCUGCAGAGGAGGCGGGUUCUGGGUUCUGGGUUCCGGGGUCAGAGGUCAGCAGUGAUGAAUGGAGGGGAACCAUUGAUCCAGCUGCCGAUCGGACCUGACGGGUCACAUGGUUCUGGUCCGGUCCGUCUGGUUCUGGCUUCCCUCCGUGGGGAAGAUGGCCGCCUGUCGGACAGGAAGUUAGCAUGUUGCCGGCUUCCUGCUGGUGGAAAGUAAUGAGCCUCAGAGCGAGUCGGGGCUACGGAAAGCCACACCUGCCACAAAUCUCCACAGCUGGCGGCCGAACCUGAAACGCCACACAGUUGGAUACGGGGGAGGAAUCCUGCCGAAACUCAACCAACGUGUAAAACCAGUCAGUUGAUGUUCACGUCACUGACCUGAGUUCAGUUUUAUUCAGACGGUCUAACGGGGGUUUUUACAGUGUAAAAGUGCAGCUGGCCCAAUGUGAGGUUCUGGUUCUGGUUCUGGACGCUGACGGUUCGGUUGGCCUGAGUCCGAGCCGCUGCAGCAGGAGGAGGAGGAAGAGGAGGAUGACGAAGGGGAAACCCUGCAGCCCCCACCCCCCCUUCCUCUGACACAGCUCCACGCUGAGAGCCGGGCUGUGAUUGGCUGCCGACGCGGCUGAGCAGUGUGUGGGGCUGUGAUUGGCCGGCGGGGCUGCAGUGAUGCUGCAGUGAUGCUGCAGCAGGACGUCCCACAGCACCAGAUGCUCCUGAACGCACCGCCGGACGCUGCAUCUCUCGUCCUGCAGCAGGAAGUGAUGCGGUUCUGAUUUGACCCGGUCCGUCUCAGGAUGCUGCAGGAGUUCCUGGAUCUGCUGAGCCGGGCCGAGGCACCUGGUUCCGACCCGGCCGGUUCUGAUCCGGCUGGUUCUGACCCGGCCGGUUCCGACCCGGCCGGUUCUGAUCUGGCCGGUUCCAACCUGGCCGGUUCUGAUCCGGCUGGUUCCGACCCGGCCGGGUCUGAUCCGGCCCAGCCUGCAGGACGCUGCGAGACGCUGCAGGUGGUCCUCCAGAGAAGCUCCGCCCCCUCCGGCCAGGAUGCCGCUCCCAGUGCUCCCAGCAGGACCAGCAGGUUGAUCCUGACGGUGGCGCCUCCGGACCUGCAGCAGCGCAUGGUGACGGCCGGCGAUAAGGACCUGGACGGCCAGCUGGACUUCCAGGAGUUCGUUCAGUACCUCCGGGAUCAUGAGAAGAAGCUGCGGCUCGUCUUCAGGAGUCUGGACAGGAAGAACGACGGCCGGAUCGACUCGCAGGAGAUCAUGCAGUCGCUGCGGGAUCUGGGGAUCCACCUGACGGAGGAGCAGGCCGAGGAGAUCCUGAGGAGAAUCAGGGCGGGGUUCAUCUGGACCCCGGUCCUGCACAUGGACACCGACGGCACCAUGACCAUCGACUGGGACGAGUGGCGGGACUACCACCUGCUGCACCCGGCGGACAACAUCCCCGAGAUCAUCCUGCACUGGAGGCACUCCACGAUCCUGGAUGUCGGCGAGAGCAUCGUCGUCCCCGACGAGUUCACCGCGGAGGAGAAGAAGACCGGCAUGUGGUGGCGCCACCUGGUGGCCGGAGGAGGCGCCGGCGCCGUGUCCCGGACCUGCACGGCGCCGCUGGACCGGCUGAAGGUUCUGAUGCAGGUCCACGCCUCCAAAACCAACAGCAUGCGCAUCGGCAGCGGCUUCCUGCACAUGAUCCGCGAGGGCGGCGUGCGCUCGCUGUGGAGAGGAAACGGCAUCAACGUCAUCAAGAUCGGUCCAGAGUCCGCCAUCAAGUUCAUGGCCUACGAGCAGAUUAAACGGCUCAUCGGGAGCAACCAGGAGACGCUGGGAAUGACGGAGAGGUUCGUGUCGGGAUCUCUGGCUGGGGCGAUCGCCCAGAGCAGCAUCUACCCCAUGGAGGUUCUGAAGACCCGGUUGGCCCUGCGGAAGACGGGUCAGUACUCUGGGAUCCUGGACUGCGCCAAGCACAUCCUGCGGAGCGAGGGCGUGGCGGCGUUCUACAAGGGCUACGUCCCCAACAUGCUGGGCAUCAUCCCGUACGCCGGCAUCGACCUGGCCGUCUACGAGACCCUGAAGAACUCCUGGCUGCAGCGCUUCGCCACGGACAGCGCCGACCCGGGAGUCUUUGUGCUGCUGGCCUGUGGCACCACCUCCAGCACCUGUGGGCAGCUGGCCAGUUACCCGCUGGCGCUGGUCCGGACCCGGAUGCAGGCGCAAGCCUCGCUGCAGGCCGGCCCCCAGCUCUCCAUGGCCGCCCUGUUCCGGCUCAUCGUCCGUACGGACGGCGCGCUCGGCCUCUACCGGGGCCUCGCCCCCAACUUCAUGAAGGUCGUCCCGUCCGUCAGCAUCAGCUACGUCGUCUACGAACACCUCAAGAGGUCGCUGGGGGUCCAGUCCAGGUGAGCCGGACCCGACCGGAACCGAGUGACCCGGCCCAAUGACCCGGCUCCAGGCCCGACCCGCUGAUCCUCAUCAUCUCUGAUGAUGAUGAUGAUCCGGUUCUGGACCGCUAGGGGAACCCGGUUCUGGUUCUGGUGGACCGUCUCAGCUCCUCUGGGUCUGAUGUUCUGGAUCAGAACCAGAAGCCGUCCCCCUCCAGAGCCAGAGGCUUGGGUCCAGGUCAGCAGAACCUCCGGGUUCUGAUGGGAAAAACCCCGGCGGACACCGGGACUCCGUCACCAUGGCAACCAGCAUCACGUGAUCCCAGCGUGAGGCGUUCAGGCUCCAUGGGAAAACUCGGAAACUUUCCUGAUCAUUGAAGCGAACUGAUUCCCUACCGGACCGGAUCCAAACAGACUGGACCGGACCGGACCAAGCCGGAUCCGAACAGACUGGACCGGACCGGAUCAGGCCGGAUCGGACCUGACCGGAUCCGAACAGACUGGACCGGACCGGACCGGAUCAGGUCGGACCGGACCAAGCCGGAUCCGAACAGACUGGACCGGACCGGACCGAGAUGGACCGGAUCAGGCCAGAUCCGAACAGACCGGACCGGACCGGACCGAGAUGGACCGGACCGAGCCGGAUCCAAACGGACCGAGCCGGAUCCGAACAGACCGGACCCCUCAGCUGGUUUCUUGUAUUUAUUUCAGUAUUUAUUGGUUUUUCUGAUCAUGAUUAAACUGAUUGUUUGGACCGAACCAGAAGGUUCUGCUGAAAACUGAAUGUUUUCAUUCUCUGACCCAACAGAACCAUCAGAACCAUCAGAAUAAAGGCUGGAAUGUUUCA
This is a messenger RNA of Poecilia reticulata (guppy), 3749 nucleotides long. It is a transcript of the gene slc25a25b, whose product is annotated as solute carrier family 25 member 25b. NCBI's taxonomy places the organism in Eukaryota, Metazoa, Chordata, Actinopteri, Cyprinodontiformes, Poeciliidae. Gene Ontology annotation, cellular component: mitochondrial inner membrane. The record is from RefSeq and is a predicted model, not a curated record. Gene Ontology annotation, biological process: transmembrane transport. Gene Ontology annotation, molecular function: calcium ion binding.